Molecule: messenger RNA, 1044 nt
Organism: Talaromyces rugulosus
Lineage: Eukaryota; Fungi; Ascomycota; Eurotiomycetes; Eurotiales; Trichocomaceae
Exons: 3
Coding region: 1-1044 (347 amino acids)
Biological process (GO): rRNA processing
Cellular component (GO): nucleus
Source: RefSeq, a predicted model, not a curated record
AUGGGGUCGAGCCAGAAGAGAAAAAGGGAAAAGCAAAAAGACUUUCAGAAACCCAAACUCAAAGUCGGCAAGGCAAAGGCCAAGCCUGCAAACUUUACCGAUACCAGCUUCAAGGCUAAAGCUAUUGUACUGAACCAACAAUCACUAUCUACAAAUGCGCCAUCAUCGUCUUCGCAGUUCUCACACCAUCUAUCACUGCUGUCGGCAAAAUCAGACACACAGCGCAAGGAAUCACUUGCACAUCUCACAACAUCAGUGCUGUCUCGGCCUGUCGACUCGGCUCUACCGCAACCAGUCAGCACAAUUAUACCCAAACUGGUCCCUCUUCUGCUAGACGCAAGCAACAAUGUGCGGGCCCAACUACUGAAAUUCCUCAAAACCCUCCCAGCUGCUGAUAUCGAUGCCCAUGCUACCCAACUGCUGCCUUAUAUACGGGCGGGCAUGACGCACCUGGCAGCUGAUAUCCGGUUAUCGGCUGUUGAAGUUUUGGGCUGGCUGGUCGACACUGCCGGCAGCGAGGUGGUCUCUUGCGCGGGCGGUUGGAUCAAAACUCUCAACUGCUUUCUAUCUCUUCUCGGAUGGCACACGGCGGAAUCGGCCAAGUGGUCUGCGAAUCGGAGCUCGUUUGGCAAGGCCGGCAGUCAGGGACGACCCAUGGUGAGAGCACUGCAAGUUUUGGCCGAAUUUCUUCGUGUUGGGAUUGGCAAGGAGGAGGAUCUUGAUGGUGAUGUGAACAACAAUAACGACCCCGAAAGAAGUGUUUCUAGCCACUACUUCCCGCUCGACUCUUCCGUCCGGCAGAACGUGAUCUCAAACCGACCGACGCCGUACGCCUAUCUCAACCUUUUCGGACAGCCGCGCGACGCCGAGGGGGAAAUGUACGAGAGCCGCGAUGAUCGCUUGCGCGUCUUUGCCGACCAGUUUCGUAGCGUCGUUGAGCGCGGAGUAGAGAAUGCGCGCAAGGAAGGGGGUGAGGUUGGGCGUGCCUCUGCGACUGUCUUCAAAGUGCUCCGCGAUGCGGGGCCUGCUACUGCGACGACUUGA